AUGAUAACAGAACAACUGCGUAAUCCAAAUGAAUUGGAUAUUAGUCUUAGAAUGGAAUUUGGGCCAUUUGAGACUGUUCAUAAAUGGAAGCGUAUGUCAGAAUGCUAUGAAUUUGUUGGAGCCAGACGAAGUAAACACACAGCUGUAGCAUACAAAGAUGCAAUAUAUGUAUUUGGUGGUGAUAAUGGCAAGUCGAUGCUUAAUGAUCUUAUUAGAUUUGAUAUCAGAGAGAAAUCAUGGACAAAAACUGGAUGCAUGGGUACUCCACCAGCACCUAGAUAUCAUCAUUCUGCUGUGGUGCACAGAUCGUCAAUGUUUGUAUUUGGCGGCUACACAGGGGACAUUCUUGCCAACUCUAAUCUUACCAACAAAAAUGACCUUUUUGAGUACAAAUUUCAAAAUGCUCAGUGGGUACAAUGGAAGUUUGUUGGCCAAGAACCUGUACCUAGAUCGGCCCAUGGCGCGGCCGUAUAUGACGAUAAGCUUUGGAUAUUUGCUGGUUACGACGGAAACGCUAGACUCAAUGACAUGUGGACUGUUAAUUUAGUAGGCGAGAACCGCCAGUGGGAGAAAGUGGAGCAGAAGGGUCAAUGCCCCCCGACCUGCUGCAACUUCCCGGUGGCGGUGGCGCGUGGCAAAAUGUACGUGUUCAGCGGACAGAGUGGUGCGAAGAUCACCAACGCGCUGUUCCAGUUCGACUUCGAGACACACACGUGGAGCCGCGUGUGCACGGAGCACCUGCUACGCUGCGCUGGCCCCGCGCCGGCACGCCGCUACGGGCACACGAUGCUGGCACACGCGCGCCAUCUAUAUGUAUUCGGCGGCGCGGCGGACAGCACCCUGCCCUCGGACCUCCACUGCUACGACCUGGACACGCAAAUGUGGUCUGUCGUGCAACCUUCGGCCGACUCGCAGAUCCCGUCCGGGCGGCUAUUCCACGCGGGCGCGGUGGUGGGGGACGCGAUGUACAUAUUCGGUGGGACGGUCGACAACAACGUGCGCAGCGGCGACCUCUACCGGUUCCAGCUGUCCAACUACCCCCGAUGCACGCUCCACGAAGACCUGGGAAGAGUUUUGCGCUCGGAGCAGUUCUGCGACGUGACUCUGCUCGUGGGGGGGGAGCCGACCCCAGUACUAGCGCACCAGGCGCUGCUCGCUGCCCGCUCCGCCUACCUGCGCGCUAAGAUCAAGGAGGCGCGCGAAGAGAUGGCGAAACGGAUCGCCGCCGGCGAGCUGAGGCCCACGGAGGCGUACAACUACAAGGCGCAGCCGGAGCUGGUCAUCAAGCUGCCAGAGGCCACGCCGGAGGCCUUCCGUAUGGUCCUCAACUACAUAUACACGGACAGGAUCGAUCCCACCGAGAAAGACGAGAACCCGGCCUCGCCGGCGACGAUACUUCUGGUGAUGGAAGUCCUCCGCUUGGCACUUCGGCUGAACAUCCCUCGGCUGCGCGGACUGUGCGCCCGCUUCCUGCGGGCCAACCUCUGCUACAGCAACGUUCUGAAGGCGCUGCACGCGGCGCACCACGCCAACCUCAACUGCAUCAAGGAGUACUGCUUACGUUUCGUGGUGAAAGACUACAACUUCACUCCGAUCGUCAUGUCCAAGGAGUUCGAGGAGAUGGAACAGAGCCUGAUGGUGGAAGUGAUCAGGCGACGCCAGCAGCCGCCGCCCAAGCAACCGGCCGCCGCGCACGACCACGACGAAGAGAUACAAGGCACGACCCUGGAGCAGGACAUGUGCGUGUUCCUGGGCGGCGGCGGCGAGCUGAGCGACGUGUCGCUGCGCGUGGGCGGCGUGGCGCGCGCCGCGCACCGCUCCGUGCUGGCCGCGCGCGCCGCCUACUUCGAGGCGAUGUUCCGCUCCUUCUCGCCGCGCGACAACGUGGUCAACAUCCAAAUUUGCGACACUGUACCUUCAGAGGAAGCAUUCGAUUCUCUGCUCCGCUACAUCUACUACGGCGAAACCAACAUGCCCACAGAAGAUUCGCUGUACUUAUUUCAAGCACCGAUCUACUACGGCUUCACCAACAACCGGCUGCAGGUGUUCUGCAAGCACAACCUGCAGAGCAACGUGUCGCCGGAAAAUGUCCUCGCCAUCCUGCAGGCCGCUGACAGAAUGCACGCCACCGACAUCAAGGAGUACGCCCUCAAAAUGAUCGCACACCAUUUCGGAGUGGUGGCACGCCAGGAGGCGAUCAAGAAUCUAGCUCAGCCCCUCCUGGUCGAUAUUGUAAUGGCCCUGGCCGAAGAACCGCAAUAUGACACCCCUUUGCCUUUACAACCCAGGUCCCUGCCCUCGUCAUCAUCAGCGGACACACUCACCGACGACCCGGAGUACACUCGCCAUAGAACGUGCAAG
Molecule: messenger RNA, 2361 nt
Organism: Iphiclides podalirius (scarce swallowtail)
Lineage: Eukaryota; Metazoa; Arthropoda; Insecta; Lepidoptera; Papilionidae
Source: the annotation of a GenBank genome assembly